Messenger RNA from Branchiostoma floridae (Florida lancelet), 2075 nucleotides. RefSeq names its product transcription initiation factor TFIID subunit 4-like. The record is from RefSeq and is a predicted model, not a curated record. Bases 394 to 2037 code for a protein of 547 amino acids. Lineage: Eukaryota; Metazoa; Chordata; Leptocardii; Amphioxiformes; Branchiostomatidae. The transcript has 2 exons.
GUAAGGAGUGAGAAACACCCCCGUUUAGAGUAGGUCAGUCUGGUGACCCUGAGAGGUCAAGCUUUGCACACGUCACGACAUAAGCAAUAUACAGACCCGAGUUCUUCCAACUUCUGAGUCCAGUCUCUUCAAUUCGUAUGAGUGUUUACUCCCAGUAAGUCAUCACUUACAUUGGUGGCAGCAGUGUCCGAACCUUCGACCGUCGAUAACGCAUGUCGUUCUUCAUCGGCGCCGGCACAAGCGCUCAACACAACUACGCUGAUGUUCGCCCCCCUCCCACCAGACAGGCGCACGUGAGUCCCUUCGCACGCUUCCUGCCGCCUGUCCGCCACUCCCUGACCAGGUAGGACACUGUCUCAUUCCCAAUCACCGACAUCGUGACCUGCCUUCACCAUGUCUUACGUUCUUGAGGUGGACUCGGAAGUUUCUUUCCCCAACUACUCCCACAGCUCGGCUUCCGUCACACAUGGAGGUCUCUCACCGCAGUUUCCUGGUCCUACUACCUCUGUUCCUGCUGUUAUGGCUCAAGAACAGCUACCACCACCACCAGGUACAUCUGUGCCCCAGGCCACGUACCAGCUACCACCACCACCAGGUACAUCUGUGCCCCAGGCCACGUCCCAGCUACCACCACCACCAGGUACAUCUGUGCCCCGGGCCACGUUCCAGCUACCACCACAAGGUACGUCUGUGCCCCAGACCUCCACCUCCGCAACGUCUACACAAUAUUCCCACCACACAUGUCGUGCGCCUGCCGUCCAGGCACAGCCACCACCAGGCACGUCGUUGCCCCUGACAACUACCUCCACGACUUCUGCGCAGUAUCUCCAAUACCCAUAUCGUGCGCCUGGUGCUACUCCCCACCCUCGACAGCCGUCCCCGGCCACUCUAACCUCUACAUCGACACAGUAUCUACAGUAUCCCAACUACCACUAUAGUGCACCGGCAGUGCCUGUUCCAGCGGCUACACCCCACCUCAAAACACACUUACCUGACCGCUUCCUUGGCAACGCCACUGAAGACUUCUCUGUCUGGCUGGGUAAAUUUGAGGUCUACGCCGACGCACACCAGUAUACCCCUGAUGUCCGAGUUCGUAUCCUCCCCACGUUUCUCGAUGGACCUGCACUAAAUUAUAUCCAGGGCCUCGACCAGGACGUGCGCCGUGAUUACCCCAAACUCCUUGCGGCCCUGUCACAAGCUUUCAGCCAGGACAGGUAUAUCUUCACAUUCCGACAAGCCUUAGCUCAGCGUCGGCGCCAACCAGGUGAGUCCUUCCUGGUGUUCGCUACAGAGCUCACAAGCCUGGUCAAGCGUGCUUACCCGACAUACAACGAGCCGGCCAUCCUGGGCCAGACCCUCCAGCUUUUCAUCCAGGGAGUUGACCCUGCCACCCGACUCCGGGUGAUGGAGAGCGGCGCUCUCACCAUCAACAAGGCUGUUGAGAUCGCCACCCGGCAUGAACAGGCAGUGGCUGUCAACGCCCAGCAGGACACUUGUGAGAAUACCGUGAACUCUGUCCAGCGGGACGAUUUACAAAUGGCAGUGGCUGGCCUGACCGAACAGGUCCACAUUCUCACUACCCUCCUCCAACGCCAGCAGCUGUCUCAGACAUCCAGCUCCCGGGGCCGCUCCGUCUCACCUUUCCGGCCGCCAUCCAGCGACCGUUCUCGCUCGCCAUACCGCUCCCCGGCUAACAGCCGUCCACGUUCCCCCUUCCGGUCGUCGGACAACAACCGGCCCACCUCUCCGUACCGAGCCGCGGACCAUCGCUCCCGCUCACCGUACCGUUCCUCCACUAACGAUCGUCCACACUCACCUUACACCGAACCAGCCAACAUCCGUGGCCGAUCCCCAUCUCGUUCGUCGGGAAGUGACCGCCCCAGCUCCCCAUCCCGUCAAUACACUGACUCUCGUUCCCGUUCGCCAUACCGCCAGUCGCCUUCUGACCACAUCCGCUCACGCUCCUCUCCCAGAACCGUCCGAUUUGCCGAGCAGGGAAACGACCUCCCUCUGAUGCCGCGGGCCGGGCAUCAGUAGACCAUACGCAGGCCCCCACCCAGCCACCCUCCAGCAGU